Cylas formicarius (sweet potato weevil) is the source of this 1104-nucleotide messenger RNA. Its product is annotated as CDP-diacylglycerol--inositol 3-phosphatidyltransferase. Gene Ontology annotation, cellular component: membrane; Golgi apparatus. NCBI's taxonomy places the organism in Eukaryota, Metazoa, Arthropoda, Insecta, Coleoptera, Brentidae. Gene Ontology annotation, molecular function: CDP-diacylglycerol-inositol 3-phosphatidyltransferase activity. Bases 131 to 784 code for a protein of 217 amino acids. Gene Ontology annotation, biological process: phosphatidylinositol biosynthetic process. The record is from RefSeq and is a predicted model, not a curated record. The transcript has 5 exons.
UGCAUCCUUGCGUUACUCAUCCAACCAAUUGGCGGAUCAACUUGAAAUUUGAAAUAUUGACUUUUCUGUAAUUGUCAAUAUUGAGAGUAAAUAAAAUUAGAAACAACUCAUUUGCUUAAGUGAAGCCGAAAUGAGCGAGGAAAAUAUUUUUCUGUUCGUUCCCAACAUAAUCGGAUAUGGGCGAAUUGUAUUGGCAAUUAUAGCUUUUUAUUUUUUGCCCACAAACUAUAUCGUAGCGUCUACUUGCUACGUAAUUUCUGCGUUAUUAGAUGCCCUCGAUGGACAUGCUGCUAGGUACUUUAAACAAGGCACGAAAUUUGGCGCGAUGCUGGAUCAGCUCACCGAUAGGUGCGGCACCAUGGGCCUUGUAACAGUGUUAGCUCAUCUCUAUCCAAAGUACAUGUUUCCGUUGAUAAUGUCAAUGGUUAUUGAUAUAUCCUGCCAUUGGAUUUAUGUUCACUCAGUGAUCUUGCAAGGCAAGCAAAGCCACAAAUUUGUGGACAUGUCAGAGAAUCCCAUUAUGAGUAUUUAUUACACAAAUCGCCCAGUGUUAUUCACGAUGUGUCUUGGUUAUGAAGCCUUUUUCAAUGCCCUCUAUCUUUUAUACUUCACCGAAGGACCAACAAUUAUUGGCUUAUCUUUAUUCAGGAUCAUCAUAUAUUUGUCAGCGCCAAUAAUGAUUGUCAAGACGUUCAUUUCUCUGCUGCAUUGUGUGGUCGCUGCUAAAAAUAUGGCCAUUAUUGAUGUCAAUGAACGGAAAGAUGCUUUAAAAAAAGAAAAAUAGGUGUCAGAAACUUCCCUAUUAAGAAAUUCUUAUAAACUAUAUCCCCAUGGUUUAAUAUGUCUCCUCUACUACCUGUAUCUGGGAUGGUUGUACCUAGCAAGUAGAACAGUUAUAUCAUACUGAGGGAAGUCACUCAUGUGAAAAGGUGAUUACUAUUUAAUACUUCCACUAAGCCAAAGAAUUGGUAUUUAAUUGUUUAAAUGUGUUCUUUUUGAAUAGUUUUAUAUUAUUUGUUUCAACCUAACUUAUUAUCGUAUUGUUCAAAUUGAUGUUUUAAAAGUUGUAUCUCUUUGUAAUUAGAAAUAUAUUCUAAAAAUUUA